AUGGAGAAGUACUUUAGACCUGAUAAACUAGAGGCUGAUCCAAACUCCCAAACUGCCGCCAAAGAAUUUAAACACUGGUACGAAACAUUUAAGAAUUUUUUGGAAAGCAAUAAAUCUACAGAAAAAUCGCUAGAAGAUAAAGACAAGUACAUGCUUUUAAUCAAUUUUGUCUCACAUUCAGUAUAUGAUUACAUAAGCGAAGCAAAAACAUACAUUUCUGCUAUCAAAAUUUUGGAAGAAUUGUAUAUUAAACCUACAAAUGAGAUUUACGCAAGACAUAUUCUAGCUACAAGAAAACAACAAAUAAACGAAUCUAUAGAUCAGUAUGCUCAACAGUUAAAGCUUUUGGCUAAAAAUUGUAAUUUUAAAGCAGUUUCUUCAGAAGAAAAUAAAAAUGACUAUAUUCGUGAUGCUUUUAUUAAUGGUCUCGUUCAAUCUAAUAUACGUCAAAGAUUACUAGAGUUUAGUUCUUUAUCUUUGGACGAAGCAUUAUCUAAAUCUAAAUCUUUAGAAGAUUCUCAAAAACAAUCUGAUACAUAUCAUGCAGCAUUAAAUAAUAUAGCAUCUUGUAGUCAUCCAAAUUCAGAACAAACUACUUUAGCUUCUGUUCAAACAAAACCUGGUCAGACUUGUUAUUUUUGUGGACAUCCAAGACAUCCUCGAUUUGUAUGUCCAGCAAGGGCUGCGAUUUGCCAAAACUGUCAUAAAAUUGGACAUUGGUUUAAAAUGUGCAUGCAAUCAAAGAAAAGUCAAACGAGAUCAAAGAAGAUGAUACACAUUUAA
Molecule: messenger RNA, 783 nt
Organism: Diabrotica virgifera virgifera (western corn rootworm)
Lineage: Eukaryota; Metazoa; Arthropoda; Insecta; Coleoptera; Chrysomelidae
Exons: 1
Coding region: 1-783 (260 amino acids)
Molecular function (GO): nucleic acid binding; zinc ion binding
Source: RefSeq, a predicted model, not a curated record